Messenger RNA from Ruditapes philippinarum (Manila clam), 3981 nucleotides. RefSeq names its product sodium- and chloride-dependent glycine transporter 1-like. The transcript is spliced from 16 exons. Gene Ontology annotation, cellular component: membrane. Lineage: Eukaryota; Metazoa; Mollusca; Bivalvia; Venerida; Veneridae. The record is from RefSeq and is a predicted model, not a curated record. Gene Ontology annotation, biological process: sodium ion transmembrane transport. The coding region runs from base 99 to 2009 and encodes 636 amino acids.
GAACCCUUAUCAGGACAGGUUAUCAUUGCUUUGCGCAUGCGCAUUUGUCUCCGUGAUCCGACUUUAAUAAAGUGAACAAAGCAGAGUAGUAAGGAAUUAUGACCGAAACAGAGAAGCAACGAGCUAACUGGGGCAGUCACGUGGAGUUUAUCUUAACUCUGGUUGGCUUUGCUGUUGGACUCGGAAAUGUUUGGCGAUUUCCGUAUCUGUGUUUCGAAAAUGGCGGCGGGGCGUUUCUUAUACCAUAUUUUAUCUGCUUGGUUGUGAUGGGUAUACCUCUGUUUUACCUUGAGCUGAGUUUCGGCCAGUUUGCCAGCUUAGGGCCAGUUAAGAUCUGGAUUAUUAACCCUGCAAUGAAAGGUUUGGGAUAUUCUAUGAUAAUAGUGUCGGCACUCAUCAGCUUAUACUAUAACGUCAUCAUUGCCGUCUGCAUAUAUUACUUUUUCGCGAGCAUGCGCAGUACGCUUCUGUGGACGUCAUGUGACCCGGAUUGGGCGUCAUGCUUGUGUCGUGACAAUACGAUGAACAAAAGUGACCCUGACCCUUGGAAUUCAACCAGACAAGAUUGUUUGAAUUACACUUUUAAUGAGAGCAAAGUUACGAAUCCAAGUGAAGAGUAUUUCUCAAACCGAGUGCUACGUCAGACUUCAGGCCUUGACGUUACGGGAGGAAUUAGUUGGGAGCUCACACUCUGCCUUCUUCUGGCAUGGACGAUAGUAUUCCUUGUGCUAACAAAGGGCAUUAAAUCUUUGGGGAAGGUUGUAUACGUCACCGCCAUAUUUCCUUAUAUCUUGUUAACUGCACUUUUGAUUCGUGGCCUCACCUUGGAUGGAAGUAAAGAUGGAAUUGAUUUUUACCUGACACCAAAUAUUACGAAGCUUGGUGAAGCAAAGGUAUGGUCGGACGCGGCUGUACAGAUAUUUUAUUCGCUAAGCGCAUGCUCCGGAGGACUUAUUGCUAUGGCCAGUUACAACAACUUCCGGAAUAAUGUCCUCAGAGAUACGUUCCUUGUACCAGUUAUCAACUGUCUAACAAGUUUCUAUGCCGGAUUUGUUAUUUUCGCUUCACUCGGAUUCAUGGCGAAUCAAAAAGGCGUGUCAGUGAAGGACGUCGCUGCCGGAGGACCUGGAUUAGCGUUUGUUGCGUACCCAGAAGCUCUUGCGCAAAUGCCAGCGUCCCCGGUUUGGGCCGUUCUUUUCUUUCUUAUGAUGAUGAUGCUGGGAUUCAGUUCUGAGUUUUCUAUCGUUGAGACAGUUCUUACUGGAGUACUCGAUGAUUUUCCAUCCAUACGAAGGUCAAAGUAUAAAGCCAUCUUGUUCAGAGCUUCUUACUGUAUCGUUGGAUUCGUGUUAGGCCUGCCGAUGUGUACUGGGUGCGGAUUCCAUUUGCUUGAUCUUGUUGACAACGCAACUGGCGGAUUUCCUUUACUGUUUGUUGGAUUCUUUGAAGUCAUCGCAAUUGCCUAUAUAUACGGAUUUGUUAGGUUCAGAAAAGACAUACUGAUGAUGCUUGGUGACACGCCCUUACUGAGAUCUAUUUCAAAGUUUUCAUUCGUCUACUUUGGCCCAAUGUGGAUGGUCUUCACGCCACUUUGUCUUUUGGCCGUGAUCGUAUUCAAAUGUAUACAGUACAAAACUAAACACGAAGAAGAUCCUGGAGUUUUUCCGCAAUGGGCAGACGUCAUCUGGUGGCUGAUCGUUCUUACGCCCGUUUUAUGCAUUCCAUUCUGGUUCCUGGCAUAUUUCUUCCGCAAUGGAGCCUGGCGAGUACUCUGUGAUGUAAACUCGCCGAAACCGACAUGGGGACCAGCGUUGAAGGAGAACAGAGCUGGAGUCUAUGGUGAUCUAGAGAUGACGCCAUCAGGAUUCGUUUCAGAUAAAUUCAAAAUGAAUGAUUCGAAUAGUGACUUGGGCUAUGACUCAUCAAAAGGGCUAGAGGAAACUAACGGCAAAUUUGGCAAUGGAUUAACACAAUUUGACAACGAGGGCUAUACCACCGAGAAAUUUUGAGUGACGUCAUAAAGAAUAAACACGUGACAUAUAUUUACGAAUGGUCGCGGACCCCGUAAUAGCAUUCGGUAAUUUCCGUAUGGUCACGUGUUUGGUCUUCCAUAGCCAAUAGGUUGAUAACAAACGGGUAGAAUAUAUUUACAUACAGAAAUAAACGAAUGCUGUUACCGGGGUGGAUCAAUGUUGGUAAAAAGCACGUUGAAUUUGCCAUUUGAACUGCAUAAAUAUAUUGUUGAUACAAAAAAGAAUAAAAGAUAUAACUGAUAAAAGCGAUAAAAUGCCAAAUAAAAUGUCAGUAAUCCAUUUAGAUUUUGUAACGCCCUGUCUUUUUUGGGCUUCCGGUUGAGAGUUAUAAAUACAUACAAAGCUAUCAAAAUGUUUGAUUUCGUGUAAACACCUAGCUAUGUUACAUUCAAAUAAGAACGGAUCACAUUGACAAAGACAGAAAUAUUGAAAAAUAUCAAGACCUUUUAAAACACUGUGUCUGUACAAUUAAAAAAUCCUCGAGGCCAAAGUUCGAAUAUGUCCACUGCCUUUAUUAGCAUCACAUCGUGUGAAAGACUUUUCUCAUAGGUCUAACACCACCAAUACUUGGUUAUAGAAUAGUUGCACUGUAUGAUACAUACACUUGACUGGCGUAGUCAUAGGUCUUACGCCACUAAAUAAAUUAUAGCAAAUGCACAAAUAUUUCUCUUUCGUAGGUUUAACACCACUAUUUCAACUGUAUAAAAUACACGAUUUAUUGUUUUUUUGUCGUAGGUCCAACAUAACUAAAUAAUAUAUUAAUUAUACAUUAUCGUUUUUAUUCAACAAUCAAACCAGACGAAUGACGUAAUGUAUAUAAUUUGAAUAAAAGACGAUCUCUUUUCUUUUUAUUUGCUAUAUACAUAGUACAUUUAUAUGCCAAAGCUCAAAUUAUAGUUAAAAUUUAAAGUUUACACUUAUAACAUUAGUAGCUUCGUAUACUAUUCAGACGUUUUCUCCUAAUAAAUUUAUAUAAAUAUAUAUGUAAGUAUUUUGUAGCGAAUACGCAUGCGUGGAUAUGCACGUGCGCUUAUGUGUUAUUGCUUUUGUUGAUAAUUCAGAGUUUUAAAUUAACAUAUCACAAAUUAAUAUAUAAUAUGUUCUGCUUGCUCGCUUUUAACCUUUUCCCUCAUAGAGACGUGUUUUGUCGGCUUUUUGCUCACAAAUGUUGUUUAAAAAAGUGACCACUUUUUCGGUGCCGCCCCAUCAAAAUGAUACAUCAGGGGGUUGGCCUCUGUUGGGGGGCGAAGGGGGCGGUAGUCCCCCGUAUCGCCAAAAUAAAAAGCUUAAAAACAUCAAUUAUUUUCACCAAAAUUAGGUGAAAGGCCACAUGUUAACAUGUUAUAAAUCUAUUGAUAUGCAUAUCUACAGGCCACAACACAUCUUUUUUGACACGUGGUCAGCUAGACCCCUGGAUUUAAAAUACAGGUGGUCUUGCUCAAAGUUUGGCUUGACUAUUCCGAAAAAGAGAGAGAACUAAAAAUAAAAGUAGUAGAAAUGUUAACAAAGAUAACUUCCAUACAAAACUAUAACGACAUCGAAAAUGAAAUGAUUCAAGCAUAAAAGCAUUUCUUGGACAUAAAGGGAAUUCACUGUACUGAUUCCAGAACGUGUACAUUUAACUUGCUUCAUGUACCGAAUAUUUACCGCUCACAUUUGUAAAAUACGGAAAUAGACGAUUUUACCCGAACUUUCAGGAGCUAAAGUAAAUGCAAAAUCUUCAAUUCGUUGUAAUUGACAAAAAGUGUAACUAUGUUUUUCGAUUUAUGUGUGAGUUUUUCGAUUUAUGUGUGAGAACCGUUAAUAUUUUGCUACAUUUUUACUUUACAUCUUGUUUCAAGAAAAACUAAAAAAAAUACGCAUUUUGCCUAGCUUAAGUGUUCAUUUUGUAAAAAGAAAUUAUAAAUAUACAAAAAAUAUGUCAAUAAAGUUUGUAAAUAUUGUUAAA